Molecule: messenger RNA, 888 nt
Organism: Hyalella azteca
Lineage: Eukaryota; Metazoa; Arthropoda; Malacostraca; Amphipoda; Hyalellidae
Product: cell wall integrity and stress response component 3-like
Exons: 1
Coding region: 1-888 (295 amino acids)
Source: RefSeq, a predicted model, not a curated record
AUGACCACCGCAUCUUUGACCACUGCUGCAGGCCAGAAGUCUUCCUUGACCACUGCUGCAGACCAGAAAACAUCCUUGACCACUGCUGCAGACCAAAAGUCUUCCUUGACCACUGCCGCAGAUCAGAAGUCUUCCUUGACCACUGCUGCAGACCAAAAGUCUUCCUUGACCACUGCUGCAGACCUGAAGUCUUCCUUGACCACUGCUGCAGAUCAGAAGUCUUCCUUUACCACUGCUGCAGACAAAAAGUCUUCCUUGACCUCUGCCGCAGAUCAGAAGUCUUCCUUGACCACUGCUGCAGACCAGAAGUCUUCCUUGACCACUGCUGCAGACCUGAAGUCUUCCUUGACCACUGCUGCAGACCAGAAGUCUUCCUUGACCACUGCUGCACAUCAGAAGUCUUCCUUGACUACUGCUGCAGACCAGAAGUCUUCCUUGACCACUGCUGCAGACCAGAAGACUUCCUUGACCACUGCUGCAGACCAGAAGACUUCCUUGACCACUGCUGCAGAUCAGAAGUCUUCCUUGACCACUACUGCAGACAAUAAGUCUUCCUUGACCACUGCUGCAGAACAGAAGUCUUCCUUCACCACUGCUGCAGACCAGAAGUCUUUCUUGACCACUGCUGCAGACCGGAAGCCUUUCUUGACCACUACUGCAGACCAGAAGUCUUCCUUGACCACUGCCGCAGACCAGAAGUCUUCCUUGACCACUGCCGCAGACCAGAAGUCUUCCUUGACCACUGCUGCAGACAAUAAGUCUUCCUUCACCACUGCUGCAGACCAGAAGUCUUUCUUGACCACUGCUGCAGAACAGAAGUCUUCCUUCACCACUGCUGCAGACCAGAAGUCUUCCUUGACCACUGCUGCAGAUCAGAAGUCUUCCUAA